Molecule: messenger RNA, 946 nt
Organism: Aspergillus piperis CBS 112811
Lineage: Eukaryota; Fungi; Ascomycota; Eurotiomycetes; Eurotiales; Aspergillaceae
Exons: 2
Coding region: 113-616 (167 amino acids)
Source: RefSeq, a predicted model, not a curated record
GUCGGCCAGGGGAGGCAAGCCUUACAUGUAGCCAGGGGUCAAUGCAACUGCUAUGCAGUGCGCAUGACCUGCGGUAUCAUCGUCAAGAGCAACCAUCGUCGUCUUCAUCCGCAUGGAGCUGUUCGAUGUCUAUUGUUGCGUACUAUUCUGGGGGUGGGUAACAUCUCCGCGUGAGCAACGUGGCAAGUCAUUGUGUGAUGCUCGAUCCGGCGAGUAUCCAGAGGAAGAGGAUACAGAUCCGGAAGGCAAUUACCAGAGGAUAGCGCCGAGCCAAGACGAGGAAAGUAAGUAUCGAAGGAAAGGAAUGAAGAGGGAAAGGUUAAAAGCCCAAGAGCAAGUAGAAGAACUAGAACAUGGCGGGGACGGAUCCGGUGACACCCCAUCACGUGGCCCCCUUCCAAGCUGGAACUUUGCUCCCCGCGCAUCCAAGUUGAAUCUGGAAUCCGAAACAAGUUGCGUCUUCAUCAUUACGACGCAUAGAUCUCCCCAAUUGGACCAUGGUACGAGAUCAGGAGUUCAAACGAGUGACCGGCUCAUCACCCUGCCAAGGAACUUACUUCAACCUCCUUCCCAGGCACGCCCCAGGAGUUCGCGUCAGGCAACAGCAAUUAAAUGACUAACAGCUUUCCCUUGGUUAACUAUUCCUCCAGACUCCAUACCUCAGCCGCAGUGGAUUCCAACGGUCGAUAGUGUCUUGAAGUGGACGAACACCUGAAUAAUUAGGGGUGAAUCAUCCUCCAUCCUUUCAUACUCUACCACCAAUCGAAUCAAUAUGGGGACUGUGAUUAUAUUUCAGGGGAACUAUGGCCCCCCAAAGACCCAAUGCCCACUUCUAUACUAAAUGGUGGAAUCCAGUCCUAUCAUCUAGAAGCCCUGUUUAACAAGCCUUCUGGACAAAUCAUGAGCUCGAGUCAACUUCAUUGGACUCGGAUAAAGAACUCAAAGC